Molecule: messenger RNA, 324 nt
Organism: Penicillium taxi
Lineage: Eukaryota; Fungi; Ascomycota; Eurotiomycetes; Eurotiales; Aspergillaceae
Exons: 3
Coding region: 1-324 (107 amino acids)
Source: RefSeq, a predicted model, not a curated record
AUGAAAGCGGAUAGCCUUAUCGAAUGUGUCCUUGUUUGGAGCUUGACUCCGUUUUUCUAUUCUGUGGCAGUAUUUUUCAGGCUUUAUUUUCUUCCAUUGAUGGUCGUUUUCGUGCCAGAGACUGUGUUUCUUCGGUCCCACUGUCUUAAUACUGACUUCGACCACUGCGCAGAAUCGAGUGAUCCUAGUAGUUUCAAUGAUGAGUUGAAGUCUACCGCAGCUGCUAUUACUACAAUUUCCUCUCUUUCUCCACCCUGGAAUCUUUUGGGUCCGCAUCAAUUGGUAAUAGUUGCGCUAUGCUGGAAAGCUGACCAUGAUCACUAG